Medioppia subpectinata is the source of this 672-nucleotide messenger RNA. The record is from the annotation of a GenBank genome assembly. NCBI's taxonomy places the organism in Eukaryota, Metazoa, Arthropoda, Arachnida, Sarcoptiformes, Oppiidae.
AUGGCAAUCGACAUAUACAGCGCUAAUAAUACAAUGAAGAGAUUAAUUGACUUAAAUUGUUUUAAUAAUUAUGAGCGAAAUCGUCUAGAUGAAUUAUUUAGUCUAUCAUUAUUUGACAAAUCGUACCUGGAUGAACCUAAAUUCAUACAUUCAGAUGUUAGUGACUUUAAAUAUCAAUUAGUUGUUAGCGCCGAUUACAUAAUGAAGGAAUCUGUUAAAAAGUUUGACCAAAAUAUGGCUAAAUUUGUUAAUAAUAUUCAACCCUUAAAAGCAUUUCAAAAUAUAUGUUUUAAUGACAGAAUCGCCAUGAUCAAAUACGGCUGCAUAGAGAUUAAUUUGCUAAAAACAUGCUCAUUUUAUAAAUAUGAAAUAGCCGGAUGGUAUCUCCCAUUGCGUGAAUAUAAUAAUUUUUGGGUAUGUGUGCCGUUGGAUACAAUCACAGGCCUAAAGAAUAACGUGAUUAGUCUUUUAAGUAUAUAUUUGAACACUUUUGUCACCGAAUUUGACUCCGAUAUACAUAUCAUUGAAUUGUUAAUGCCAUUAAUGCUAUUCAACCCCGAUCGACCAAACAUAAUAAACAGGGAUGUUAUCGAACAACAACAACAGCUAUACCUGUAUUUACUUCGAAAAUAUUUGCGUAUAAAAUAUGGCAACGAUUUUGACGACAAAAAU